UGAAAUCCUGUACAGAGCGAAAUGUGAUAUAAACAAGCUCAGAGAUAGUUCUAGGGUGCUUCGUCUCGUGGAGUCACGAUUCUCAAGUUUCAGCUCACCAGGUGUGACCCUUGUUUUCUAUAAAAGCUUAGUCGCCCAACCAUUGUCAUCAGCGCAAGACCUUUACAAGUUCUCUCCAGUUCUUUCAUAGUAUUCUCACGCCACACUCUCUUUUAUUUCACGAUGGCCCCUAAGGGAAACCAAGUUCCACCAGAGGUGCUCGCAAUGGCACAACGUCAGCAGCCCAGCCGUGGCACGAAGAGCAAACAUGCGACCCUCGGCGGUCAUUACAAGGAUCAAGGAGGUCUGGCUGAAGCACAGACUGAGAGCGGUGGCCAGUCAUUUGCUGGCGAGAUUGUUGGGCUGCAGUUACCUGAUAUGGGACCGCCUGCACUGGCAACUGGCAGAAGUGGCGUGAGGAGCCUCAGCGCUGUUCUGCAGCAGGCCCCUCGUGCGCCUUCCCCUUGCAACGUUGCGAGUAACAAUGAUUCGGGGAUCAACGGUGAGGUCAACCAUGAAGCCCCCGCUUCUGUGUCACAUCUUCCAGCCAGCCCAGCCAGGCUCCCAGCCCAGCCUCCUGCUGCCUCAACGCCUGUCCAUGCUCCUCCCACGCUUGGUGCAACUGGUGAUGCCUCAAUUCCAGCAGCUGCCACGGCCUUCACGGCAGCGGAGGCGAACCAGCAAACGGAUGAGGAUGAGGCGAUCAUCAUGCCUACAGCUUAUACCGCCGUUGGUACCCGGCUCUUUAAGCGAGCCGCUGGCGUUGAGACAAACGGCGGGGUGGAUCUGCUUUACAGCGAGAAAGGCCGGAAGAUGUCAAGGCUCAAUGACGAUGUUCGUCUGCGAAACACGCAGCUUGAGGAGGAAGCACUUGCUUCUAGAGACGAACUUCAACGACAGACGGUGGUCACCACUACGUCGCUGAGGGCGGUAGAGAACUUGGCCAACCACAUGGAGAAGAAGGUUCUCACGGACAAGCGCGUGAAUGACAUCAUGAAGCAGGCAGUUAGCCUCACCAUCAGCAAGCCCCCGUACAUUAACUAUGCUCCAGAUGAAGCCCACUGGCUGAACCUCUUUGUUGAGCUGGCAAACGUGCAGCCACUCUCAGAAACCGCAUUCAAGCUUAAGCUUGAACUAUCGAACUCUGAUGCCUUAGAGCGGACUGCCAAAAUGUUCAACAACAGGUUUGGGAAAAGGCUUUCCAACCUCAGGCUCGGAGCACUCCUUAAUUCCCCUCUUAAGCUAAUCAAAGCUGUGAUCAACAGCGAUGGGAAGAAGUGCUACAAGAAGGACA
Messenger RNA from Closterium sp. NIES-67, 1333 nucleotides. The record is from the annotation of a GenBank genome assembly. NCBI's taxonomy places the organism in Eukaryota, Viridiplantae, Streptophyta, Zygnematophyceae, Desmidiales, Closteriaceae.